Mya arenaria is the source of this 973-nucleotide messenger RNA. RefSeq lists its product as uncharacterized. Bases 7 to 777 code for a protein of 256 amino acids. The record is from RefSeq and is a predicted model, not a curated record. The transcript has 6 exons. NCBI's taxonomy places the organism in Eukaryota, Metazoa, Mollusca, Bivalvia, Myida, Myidae.
AGCCACAUGUGUGACAAAUUAACAACGACAUGCACUUCAACUUCGUCUAAAUUAACGUGUACGUGCAAGGAAGGAUACGUCAACAACACCAGGAAUAAUGAAAUGUUCCAGUGCUCUUGGGCAGAUGCAACUCGGCCUCAUCCAACACCAACCACGACAACAGAACAGCCUGUUGUGACUACAAAGUAUAUCGAGCCGGACCCCAAAACAAGUCAAACUGCCCUCAUUGCAACUGGUGCGGGGCUUGGUGGGCUAGUGCUUAUCCUUUUGGUUAUCAUUGUUGUUGAAUGCAGGCGGCAAAGGACACAUAAAGAAAAGGAAGCGGAACAAAUCCAACUGAAAGAACGCGAAAAGAAGAGACAGACGGGCUUUGAGGGCUCUUUCCUCGAGCGGAAUUACACUGGCAGACAUCCCGGCUCUGAACAUAAAAAUGGCGGACCUUACCCUAGCGGCCCAUUUAAGCCUAUUUCAAAUGGCCGAACUAGUCCUUUUAAGCCAGUAGAUACUGCAACUGGACGGGUGUUUCAAGUUCCCGAACCCAAAGCAGCUUCACCGCCGCCGGAGUAUCAUCGUCGAAAUAGAUCACGUGAAAGGCCGAAUAUGUCACGUGACAGCGGAUUGAACGGUUUUAACAGCAGCGGAAGUAUGGAGUCUACGCGGUCACGUGACAGUCAUGUAUACGAAAGCCUGGAGAAAGGUCGCGCACCCCAGGCGGAGCAUGCAGUUUAUAUGGCACUAUAUAAUGUAAAAUUGACAGCAAAUAACCAAAAUGCAUAACAUGAAUGAAUGAUAUAGCUUUUAGCAGCAUGAAAAGCAGCUUUUCUUUUGAAAAUGAAAGAGAUAGUUUAAUACAUAGUUUCAUAGUUUCAUAGUUAAUUUCACAUGCAUAAAAGCCAUAGGCCCAUGAGCAUACAAGAAGUAUGCAUAUAUACACAUAUCAUGACAAUUCAUAGAUCAGUGGUCAAAUACAAUU